GCACAAAAAAAAAUUAAAAAAGCUAUGACGUGUGCAAGAAGAUAAUGAUGUUAGCAAAAGAAUCAUCAAGCUCCAUAUGACAUUGUUUGCUUUACAAUUGCCCCAAUGAACCCAUACCAAUCCAAAAUAACAAUUGCUAUCUUUUUUAUUGAAUAACGUAUCCUAUUGGUAGUGUCCUAGUAGAUAUUCAUAGUCAAAUUUAUAUUUGCGCACUUUAUUGUCUUUCUUUUGUUAAUCUACAUGACUCUCGAUCGGGGGAAUAACAAGUUCCCAUGUUUAUCCAAAACUCUGUAUUACCUUUUUUGACGUUUUAUAUAAGAUGACUCGUUCAUCAUAUUCUUCCUAUCAGCUGUGUUUUUUCUUAAUAUCCAGAACAUUUAACUUUCAUUAACCAAAACAAAUAUUUAAUAACCAUGGAGGGUGUAAGUGCAAUUAUCCAAAAGUUUAGGCCAUAUUUGUUAAUGAUAUUUUUGCAAUUUGGAGCUGCAGGAACGUAUAUCGUCAUUAUGGCCACUCUCAAUCAAGGCCAGAAUCGUUACGUUCUUAUUGUGUAUCGCAAUGCUGUGGCUGCUCUUGUUCUUGCACCUUUUGCAAUCUUCUUUGAAAGGAAAGUGAGGCCGAAGAUGACACUAUCGGUUUUCUGGAAAAUAGUUUUACUCGGUUUCUUAGAGCCAAUAUUGGAUCAGGGUUUUGGUUACUUGGGGAUGAACAUGACAUCAGCAACAUAUACAUCUGCUAUCAUGAACGUUCUUCCUUCUGUCACAUUCAUAAUCGCUUGGAUUCUAAGAAUGGAGAAAGUGAAGAUUGUAGAGGUACGAAGCCAAGCAAAGAUCAUUGGGACAUUGGUGGCUCUUGGAGGGGCAUUAGUAAUGACAUUGUACAAAGGUCCGCUUAUUCCUUUACCAUGGUCUAACCACAAUGUGGAUCAACACACCGGACAUAGCAACAGUUCACAAGAACAUAGCCAUUGGGUUGCUGGAACCUUGUUAAUACUCCUCGCUUGUGUUGCUUGGUCCUGCUUCUAUGUUUUGCAGUCCAUAACAAUAAAGACGUAUCCUGCCGAUCUUUCACUAGCAGCCUUAAUAUGCCUCUCUGGGGCUGUCCAAAGCACAAUAGUAGCGCUUGUGGUGGAACGCCGCUCCAGCGGAUGGGCCGUAGGAUGGGAUGCACGGCUUUUUGCACCUCUUUAUACGGGAAUAGUAAGCUCGGGUUUAACCUACUAUGUUCAAGGGAUGGUUAUGCGGACGAGAGGGCCGGUUUUCGUCACUGCAUUUAACCCUCUUUGCAUGAUUCUUGUAGCUCUCCUUGCUUCUUUCAUUCUUCAUGAACAAAUACAUUACGGAUGUGUAAUAGGAGGGACAGUGAUUGCCAUGGGUUUGUAUAUGGUUGUUUGGGGAAAAGGAAAAGACUAUGAAGUAUCCGGUUUAGCUAUCCUUGACAAGAAUAGUCUUCAAAAAUUGCCUAUCAGAACCAAAUUUGAUUAUGACUACAAAUUGGAUUCUUCUAUAGCUGACGGCGGCAAUAUAAUCAUUUCAGCUGGUGCGCAUCGACAGAUAUCUGGAAUAUAAGUGAAAUAAACAUUUCUCGAGUUAUCCCCGGAAUCUCAGUCUUGUAGUAUGCAUAUAAAUACAUAUUUUGUAUUCGACCAAAAAUAAAUACAUACAUAUGUAUUUGUGUGCAUUUUUAUGACAUAAGUUUACAUUA
This is a messenger RNA of Thlaspi arvense, 1704 nucleotides long. Lineage: Eukaryota; Viridiplantae; Streptophyta; Magnoliopsida; Brassicales; Brassicaceae. The record is from the annotation of a GenBank genome assembly.